AAUACACGCGGCAAUUUUCUUCGAUCGCUCUUUCCCUUCAAAUAGCUGCGGAACCCCAAAACCUCGCUUGCAAUUUCUCGGAGAAUGGAAAAUACUAAUGACGAGGAGUCGACGACGACGACGAAUCCGUUGCCGCCGUUUCUGAGGAAGCUGUACGCGAUGGUGGACGACCCGGCGACCGACUCGGUGGUGUCGUGGAGCGAUGGCAACAACAGCUUCGUGGUCUGGAACGCGCACGAGUUCGCCGCCACGCUUCUGCCAAAGCACUUCAAGCACAAGAACUUGUCCAGCUUCAUCAGGCAGUUGAACACUUACGGUUUUAAGAAGGUUGACUCGGACCGUUAUGAAUUUGCAAAUGUGAAGUUUCUAAGAGGUCAAACACACCUUUUGAAGAGUAUCAGUAGGAGGAAACCAGUUCAUGUACCUGGUCAUCAACCACCACCUAAAGUGCAGAGCUCCUUGGUCGGGGCAUGCGUUGAGGUAGGGAAGUUUGGGCUCGAGCAAGAGGUUGAAAGACUUGAAAGGGACAAGAAUGUUCUCAUGCAGGAACUUGUUAGGUUGCGACAGCACCAGCAAGCAACUGAUCACCAGAUGCAGAAUGUGGGGCAACGUGUACAGGUAAUGGAGCAGAGGCAGCAACAAAUGAUGUCUUUCCUUGCGAAGGCUAUGCAGAGUCCUGGCCUGCUUGCCCAGUUUGUACAGCACCAGAAUGAAAACAAUAGGAACAUUACUGGAGCAAAUAAAAAAAGGAGACUCCCCAGGCAGGAAGAUGGUGCAGCUGGUGAGUGUUGCACUAAUGCUUCGGAUGGACGGAUCAUUAAGUACCAGCCUUCAAUGAAUGAGGCAGCUAAAGCAUUGUUGCGGCAGAUCUUGAAAAUGAAUGCAACUCCUAGGAUGGAUCCGUUGAUGAACAACCCUGAUGCAUUCCUGAUUGGUGAUGCUCCUUCUACCAAUGCAUUCAACAGCGAAAGUUCCUCGAGUCGAGUUUCCGGAGUGACCCUUUCCGAGGUCCCACUUAUUUCUGGGCAGUCAUAUAUGCCUGCAGAGUCGCAAUUUUCUGUCAGCUGUCCGUCUACUGCCAUUUCUGAGAUUCAAUCUUCCUCAUAUCUGGUGCCUGAUCACACUGAAGCAGCUCAGUUUCUAAAAGUGAAUAAGCAUAAUUCUCAAGAAGAGACUAUAUUGCCUGACUUCACUGAAAUGCAAGGAAUCAUAGCAGAAGACAGCGCAGAAUUCUCUGAAAUGAACCUUGUGGGGUCUGAGACUGGGAACCCAAGUUAUGUGGAUCAGAUGUCUGCGGUUUUGGAUGAGACAAGGCCCAUAGAAAGUGAUGCUUUCUCUCCAGAAAGUGAUGUGGAAGCCUGGCUUGAUGACAUCCCUGUACUUCCUGGCAUUAAUGAUAUUUUUUGGGAACAAUUCCUUACGGCAAGCCCGCUAACGGGGGACACAGAUGAAAUUCAUUCGAGUUCACUAGAUGGAGUUACUGAGGAUCAUGAGUUACAGAUAGGAAAGAAGAAUGGUUGGGACAAGAUUCCUCAAAUGGAUCAUCUUACCGAACAGAUGGGGCUUCUUGCAUCGGAGAGCAGAAUGGGGUGACCUUCUUACCAAUUGUAUAUGGAUGUUUCUUGGCAUCAGAAGGUUGAUGUCCUGUGCUGUUGGGCAGACAAAGCUUUUCUUCAAAGACGGAUGAUCAGUUAUGAAUUUAGUUUAAGAAACUUGUUUCAGAUAUGAUAUCAAGUUUAAUAAACUUUAUACGUACUCUUACAUCUGUAUUUCAUAAGUCUCUGUGCAUGGUUACCCGAAGACACUUUCUGGACAUAAUACAGUUGAAGUUGAAGUUGAAGUUUAGAUAACCAUUUCCCGUCGAAAUCACAGGUACUGGUGUAUUACCUGUAAUAUGACAAAUGGGUUCUAUCGUCGAUCCUUUUUCGUAUGCAUCAUUUUUGCCAUCUGGAGACCGGGAAAAAAAAAUUCAGGUGACAAGGAGUUGUACCUCUGUUUGCCUUUGAAGGAUGAACUUUUACACUGGGGUUCCACCGAUACGCAUUGUGGGGGGUUUUUUUUUUUUUUUUUUUGACUGUCGUGGCAAGGAAAUUUCACUAGGAUGGUAAGAAUCUGCAUAGAUCUUACUUCCAUGGAAGUAUAUCAAAAUGCUUGUUGAUUGAAGCAUAACAUCACAAGUACCGUAUAUGCCGAGAGUUUUUGUUCCAGUCUUGAGAUCAAGGAAAGAGGACAUGAAAAGCAA
Molecule: messenger RNA, 2242 nt
Organism: Alnus glutinosa
Lineage: Eukaryota; Viridiplantae; Streptophyta; Magnoliopsida; Fagales; Betulaceae
Product: heat stress transcription factor A-1b
Exons: 3
Coding region: 85-1593 (502 amino acids)
Biological process (GO): regulation of transcription by RNA polymerase II
Cellular component (GO): nucleus
Molecular function (GO): RNA polymerase II cis-regulatory region sequence-specific DNA binding; DNA-binding transcription factor activity
Source: RefSeq, a predicted model, not a curated record